Saccostrea cuccullata (small rock oyster) is the source of this 2213-nucleotide messenger RNA. RefSeq lists its product as uncharacterized. The record is from RefSeq and is a predicted model, not a curated record. NCBI's taxonomy places the organism in Eukaryota, Metazoa, Mollusca, Bivalvia, Ostreida, Ostreidae. Bases 163 to 2133 code for a protein of 656 amino acids. The transcript is spliced from 10 exons.
CAGAUUAUUUUGAUUAUUUAUUAUUGUUAGGAAACAGUUUCCUUUAAUGUUAUUUUCUGAAAUAAAUGUGUAAAGAAGCAGAAAUAACAAUCAGAUAGAAAGAGAUCUUAUACGGAAGGGAAAAGGAAUAUGAACAAAAGCUAAAAUACCCAGAGAGAUAGAAUGAAGGGUUUUAAGUGUGGUUCGUCUUUUAUUAUUGCGCUGACCUUAUUUCACGUGAUAGAUGCAUUUCCGCCAUCAAAAUCACAAUCCGCCAAAACAUGUCCGUAUAAUGAAACUGAGUGGAUGAAGAGAUCGACAAAAUUCUUUUGUCAGGGGAAGGAAGUUUAUCACUGUUUUCUUGCUGAGGACGAAGUUUCCGUUAAAGAAAAAUGUGUAGAAAGAACAAUGAUGCUUAAAGGUUUUUGUCCAAUAUUCACAGACUCUGGUUAUUUACACUGGAGUCCAUGCAAUGAAACAGGGUGUCCUAACUCAUCCUACACAAGUAAUACAGUCUACAAAUAUCGAGUGUGUUUUGGAGACACAGAUAACAUUAUAGCCUCCAUAUCUGGUUCCAGGGACGACGAGGAGACUUCUGCCUUGGACCUCGGGAUCGGGAUUGGAGUUCCAGUUGUCCUGAUCUUUGUUGUUGUGGUAAUUGUUUUGGCAUAUCGUCAACUUAGACCAAGGAGUGAUGAAAAUGAGGACAUAAAAAAUGGCAUCCACGUUCUCCAUUCUGAAAACAUUCUAUAUGUAAUUGGAAAGCUCGGCAAUUCUGUUUCUACUGUCGGGGACGGAAUAGCAUCAGGAUUUGCGGAGAAGCGUAAUAUGAAAUCGAAAAAUAUAAAGUACUUGGAUGUUUCUGAAAAUUUUGAAUUCUCUGAAAGCACCGUGUAUUAUAUUGAUGGGUGGUUUGGUUUAUGGAAUGAUAAUCCAUGUGAAAAAGACCUCGUUUUGGAGAAUUUUCGUUUGAUCAUUGAAUCAGCUAAGGAUAAGGAGAGAAAUAUUAAGUUCAUUAUCGGACUUCGCACUGAUGAAUUUGAGUCCUAUAAAAAGGAUUUAGAGGGGAUUGGAAUUUCUUUCCCUGAAAGGCAAAAAAUAUUACGUGAUUCAAGUUCAAGACAUAAAGACACUCGAGUGGAAACACAUUUAAAAGAAUUGAAACGGAAAUGCACUACUGAUGGAUGUAGUUGUAAAUCAUUACAUUUAAAAGAUAUAAAGUCUUCUUUUGCUGUACUAGAUGAUUUAAGAAAUCUCUGUCCCAAGGACAUCGCUCUAGACCCACAGUACGUCUGGAUACAUGGUUCUGCGUGCCUGCAGAUCUCCCUGGACAAGCAUGACUGGCCGCACGCGCGGGAGCGCUGUCAGCGCCAUGGCGGGGAUCUGGUGCAGAUCCGGAAUGCCGAGAUGCAGGGUUCCAUCAUAGAGAAGAUCAGACAGGUCCAUCACAACAUCAAGGACGGAUUCUGGAUCGGGGCGUCAGAUCAACAUCACGAGGGCAGGUGGGAGUGGGUGUCAGGUGACAAGACGAUGACGUAUGAUAACUGGAGCCCUCACCAGGGUCCUCACCAGACUGGCUUCCUGCUGAUCCCGGGGGGAGGGACGGAGGACUGCGGACUACUGAAGAUCACAGAUCAUUAUAUGUGGCACGACUACCCCUGUCACAGCGGAAUAGCAUUCUUUUAUCCGUACAUUUGUCAAUUUGAUAUACCACAAACAACACUUAGACCAGAAACAAACAAAACUCUAAAACCAACCUCAGCAGUAUCGACAACAAAACUAACAAAAACAACGACACAAUCAACAGCGAAAUCACCCACAAAACCGAACGUUACACCAAAAGUAACAGAGAUAACAUCAUCAGCAACACAUUCUACAAGUAUUAAAAGUUCAGCAAGAAAAGAAGUAUCGUCAAUUCCAGCAAUGACAACAAAGUCUUUAAAGUCAACAAAGACCACACUUCUCUCUCUAUUAACAUCGAAGUUCAACAUGGCUGAGAAAACAAAUGGAAUCAGUUUAAUUUCGAACAAAAUCACAUCUGAGGGAAAUCCUAAGCCGACCACAGAAGAAUUAGAGAUACUAGUCACAGAGCAAGGUCAAAGUUCAACCACGACAGCAAAGAGUGAACCAGAGGGCAUGAUCAUUAUAGGAUAAAGACUGUAGUUUUUUUUUCAUCAAAAUUUGAAAAUAUUAAACAUCUGCACUUUUAAGAUGUACCUUAGAAAAGAUUGUCA